This is a messenger RNA of Helianthus annuus (common sunflower), 1441 nucleotides long. Its product is annotated as serine/threonine-protein phosphatase 2A activator. Gene Ontology annotation, cellular component: protein phosphatase type 2A complex; nucleus; cytoplasm. The coding region runs from base 109 to 1257 and encodes 382 amino acids. Gene Ontology annotation, molecular function: protein tyrosine phosphatase activator activity; peptidyl-prolyl cis-trans isomerase activity. The transcript has 2 exons. NCBI's taxonomy places the organism in Eukaryota, Viridiplantae, Streptophyta, Magnoliopsida, Asterales, Asteraceae. Gene Ontology annotation, biological process: mitotic spindle organization. The record is from RefSeq and is a predicted model, not a curated record.
UACCUUCUUUCUAUUUCCCCUGAAUCAAAUACCACUUCUCGAGUUUUCGUCCCCUCUUCAUCUUUUUCCCCAAAUCAUACCAAUCUCUCUGCUACCAAUUCAACCACCAUGGAUUCCGAUCACACCCCCAACAACCCACCCACCACCCAUUCCCAUCCCCAUUCCCACCACACCACCUGCAUCAACUGCGGCGGCGCCACCACCUACCCCCCACCCCCAUUCUCCGAAACCUCCCCACCCCCAGUCUACCGCCCCAUCCGCGCCCCCGCCAUCCCCAUCUCCCCAACCCACAACGUCCAACAAACCAUCAUCAUGACACCUGUCCCCCACGCCGAAAAAGUCCCCGUCAUUUCCCCACCCCACCACUUCCAAACCCCCACCAAAAUCAUCUCCUCCGACGACCACAUCCGCCGCUUCCGCGACUCCCCCACCGCCAAAAACUUCCUCGGCUUCAUCGUCUCCUUAUCCGAAUCCAUCCGCACCCACAAACUCUCCGACCCCUGCCACGUCUCCCCCGUCACCACCUCCAUUGUUUCCAUCCUCCAAACCCUAAUCCAAUCCGUUGACCAAAUCCCACCUCUUGAACAAUCCUCUCGUUACGGAAACUUAGCGUAUCGUGACUGGCACGUGCGCAUGACUGAACAUGCUGAUUCUUUCAUCCUGCAGUUACUCCCACAUGAACUCAACUCAGCCACUGUUGAAUUAACCCCUUAUUUCACCGAUAGUUUCGGGAAUUCGAGCCGAAUCGACUACGGAACAGGGCACGAGACGAAUUUCGCUGCGUGGUUAUACUGUCUGGCAAGGUUAGGGGUGAUUGUUGAAGAGGAUUAUCAAGCGGUUGUGUCUCGGGUUUUUGUGAAGUAUAUGGAACUUAUGAGGAAGUUGCAGUUGGUUUAUUCGUUGGAACCGGCGGGGUCGCAUGGGGUAUGGGGGCUGGAUGAUUAUCAUUUCUUGCCGUAUGUGUUUGGGGCGUCGCAGUUGAUUGAUCAUAAGUAUAUGAAGCCGAAGUCGAUUCACAAUGAGGAUAUACUUGAGAAUUUUGCCAAGGAGUAUAUGUAUUUGCAGUGUAUUGAGUUUAUUAGGAAGGUUAAGAAGGGGCCGUUUGCGGAGCAUUCGCCUAUGUUGGAUGAUAUUAGUGGUGUGCCGAAUUGGAAGAAGGUGAAUAGUGGGUUGUUGAAGAUGUAUAAAGUCGAGGUUAUGGAGAAAGUUCCUAUUAUGCAGCAUUUUCUCUUCGGUUCGCUCAUCAAGUGGGAGUAGACGAUGAACAACAAACAGGUUCUACAGAAUGAGAAGUGAAAGGGAUGUCCGUGUAGUUAGUUUUGAAACAACUGGUUGGUUGUAUUAUGUACUGUCACACUGCUUAACCUGCUCUAGUAUCUGAUGCUUGUUCGCUGCAGCUUCUAUUUAUUUUUAAUUAAUAUUCAAUAAUAACUUCGUUACA